Formica exsecta is the source of this 9679-nucleotide messenger RNA. It is a transcript of the gene N, whose product is annotated as neurogenic locus Notch protein. The record is from RefSeq and is a predicted model, not a curated record. Gene Ontology annotation, cellular component: protein-containing complex; plasma membrane. Gene Ontology annotation, biological process: cell differentiation; heterophilic cell-cell adhesion; regulation of developmental process. The coding region runs from base 763 to 7563 and encodes 2266 amino acids. Gene Ontology annotation, molecular function: calcium ion binding; protein binding. The transcript is spliced from 9 exons. NCBI's taxonomy places the organism in Eukaryota, Metazoa, Arthropoda, Insecta, Hymenoptera, Formicidae.
UCUCAGAUACGGUCUCUAAUUCCGCCUCUAUUUGCUUAUCGUUUCUUCGCGCGACUCGACGAAGACCGGAAGAAAUCCGUCCCAGCGAGUCGGAGUGCCGAUUUCACGGCUAUCGAAGCUCAUCGCUUCAUAUCCUCUUUCGGCGUGUCAGAGCUCGAUCUCUUUUUACUUUACUCGAGCCUGCCUGUCGAGGCGAUCGAGACACGCAGAUUUGAUAGAUGCGGCAAAACCAAUGUCCGAUAACGGCCGUGCGUCUCGAUUUUUCGCGCCGACGAACGUGUUGUGCUAAUGAGUUCCCUUUGGAUAAUCGUCUUUCUUUCACCAUUCCGGUCCCUCCCGUUAAACGCAGAUUAGAAAAUAUUCCCGAGCGGUUUGCGAUUAUUAAUAGCACCGCGAUUACCUCCGCGAAUCAUAUUUAUGCAAAUGCAUUCGAGCAAUAAAAGCGAAUUACGGCGAUUGAGAGCGCGAUUAUAUAUCCAUGCGAUCCUGUUUUAUCGACGGAAGGAAGAUAGUUUAAUUAUUUAAAUAAUAGCGCGUCGCCUCUUAUCAUUAUCCUUAUCUUCGACAAGAUCUUUAUUACCUGUUUAUAUAUAUAAUUCGUAUUAAUUCUAAUAUAAUUAUUUUACGCGCUUAUAUAUACCUCUUCUUCACAUUUUACAUAUGUAUCUACCUGAUGGUACCUCAGGCACAUCGAUUUUGGCUACUAUUUAUUCGCAAAAUGCUUAUUUCAAGAUUCAGAUCUGAUGUUUACUCUGAAUAGAGAUGGAGAAUAAAAAUGGAUCGCGAUCUUUUCGUGUUUCAGGCUUCCAAGGCGCCCACUGCGAGGAGAACAUCGACGAUUGUCCGGGCAAUCUCUGUCAAAAUGGUGCCACGUGUAUGGACCGGGUGAACGAGUACUCUUGCCUGUGUCCGCCGGCCUUCACGGGCACGCAAUGCGAGCUGGACGUGGAUGAGUGUUCCGUACGGCCGUCCUUGUGUCACAACGGGGCGACGUGCACGAAUUCGCACGGCAGUUACUCGUGCAUAUGCGUGAACGGCUGGACCGGGCCCGAUUGCAGCGUCAACAUCGAUGAUUGUGCAGGUGCAGCCUGCUUCAACGGCGCCACCUGCAUCGAUCGCGUCGGCAGCUUCUAUUGCCAGUGCACCUACGGAAAGACCGGGCUGCUCUGCCAUCUCGACGACGCUUGCACGUCGAAUCCGUGUCACGAGGGCGCGAUCUGCGAUACGAGCCCUAUCAACGGAUCCUUCACCUGUUCCUGUGCUACCGGAUAUAAAGGACUUGAUUGCUCCGAGGAUAUUGAUGAGUGCGAACAAGGUUCUCCCUGCGAGCACGACGGUAUCUGCGUGAACACGCCCGGCUCCUUCGCAUGCAAUUGCACCCAAGGAUUCACCGGUCCACGAUGCGAGACGAACGUGAACGAGUGCGAGUCCCAUCCUUGCCAAAACGACGGUUCCUGCCUGGACGAUCCUGGGACCUUUCGAUGCGUCUGCAUGCCUGGUUUCACCGGGACCCAAUGCGAGAUCGACAUAGACGAAUGCGCGGCGAGGCCGUGCCUGAACAACGGCAUCUGCACCGAUCUCAUCAAUUCCUUCAAGUGCAGCUGCGCCGACGGUUUCGCCGGCUCCCACUGCCAAAUCAACAUUGACGACUGCGCCUCGUCGCCGUGCAAGAACGGCGGUACCUGUCAGGAUGGCAUAGCGAGAUACACGUGCGAGUGCCCGCCCGGCUUCACCGGCGCUUCUUGCGAGACCAACAUCAACGAUUGCGCGUCGAAUCCUUGCCACAGCGGUACCUGCAUCGACGGCGAGAACAGCUUCGUCUGCAACUGCUUCCCGGGCUUCACCGGCAAACUGUGCCAGACCCAGAUCGACGAGUGCGAGAGCAGUCCGUGCCAGUUCGGGGGUAGAUGCGAGGACCGCAUCAACGGCUAUCAGUGCAUCUGCCGACCGGGAACGUCCGGUAUCAACUGCGAGGUCAACGUCAACGAGUGCUACAGCAAUCCGUGCCGGAACGCGGCCAGAUGCAUCGACGGUAUCAACAGAUACUCCUGCGAAUGCGAGCCCGGCUAUACCGGCCAACACUGCGAGACCGACAUAAACGAGUGCGCGAGCAAUCCGUGCGCGAAUGGCGGCCGUUGCAUCGACCUGGUGAACAGCUUCAGAUGCGAGUGCCCGCGCGGCUACUAUGACGCCAGGUGUCUGAGCGACGUGGACGAAUGCGCGAGCUCGCCCUGCCUGAACGGCGGCACCUGCGAGGACGGAGUGAACCAGUUCAUCUGCCACUGCCUGCCCGGUUACGGCGGCAAGAGGUGCGAAGCGGAUAUCGACGAAUGCGGCUCGAAUCCUUGCCAACACGGCGGCACGUGCAACGAUCAUCUCAACGGCUACAGCUGCAAGUGCCUGCCCGGUUACGCCGGGACCAACUGUGAGACCAACAUUGAUGACUGCGCCAACAAUCCCUGUCAGAACGGCGGUUCCUGCAUCGAUCUCGUCAACGAUUACAAAUGCGUCUGCGAGCUCCCUCAUACCGGCAGGAAUUGCGAGGACAAGCUGGACCCUUGCUCACCGAACAAAUGUCUCCACGGUGCGAAAUGCUCGCCAUCGUCCAACUUCCUCGACUUUGCGUGUACGUGCACGGUCGGUUACACGGGCAGACUAUGCGACGAGGAUGUCGACGAAUGCGUGAUGACAUCGCCAUGCAGAAACGGUGCCACUUGCCGGAACACCAAUGGCUCUUACCACUGCGUGUGCGCAAAGGGCUACGAGGGCCGUGAUUGCAUCAUCAAUACCGAUGACUGUGCAUCAUUUCCCUGUCAGAACGGCGGCACCUGUCUGGACGGCAUCGGCGAUUACACGUGCCUCUGCGUGGAUGGUUUCAGCGGCAAGCACUGCGAGAUCGACAUCGACGAAUGUCUAUCGCAGCCUUGUCGGAAUGGAGCGAUUUGCAAGGAAUACGUCAACUCCUAUACGUGCCAAUGCCGGCGCGGUUUCUCCGGCAUCAAUUGCCAAACCAACGACGAAGACUGCACCGAAAGUAGCUGCAUGAACGGUGGCAAUUGCAUCGAUGGUAUCAACAACUACACGUGCGUCUGCAAACAUGGCUACACGGGGUCCAACUGUCAGUAUCGUAUUAAUGAGUGCGACAGCUCGCCCUGCCAGAACGGCGCUACCUGUCACGAUCAUGUGCAGUACUAUACCUGUCAUUGUCCGUACGGCUAUACGGGUACGCAUUGCGACGCAUAUGUGGAUUGGUGUGCCGACAGUCCGUGCGAGAAUCAGGCUACGUGUGUGCAACUGAAGAACAAGUAUCACUGCAAUUGCUCGCCCGGAUGGACCGGCAAGGUGUGCGACGUGGAGAUGGUUUCGUGCAAAGACGCCGCGAUACGGAAGGGCGUGCCGGAAAAGAAUCUCUGCAACAACGGCACCUGCGAGGAUAUAGGCAACAGUCACCGUUGUCAUUGCCUCGAGGGCUACACCGGCUCGUACUGCCAGGAGGAGAUCAACGAGUGCGACUCGGCACCGUGUCAAAACGGCGCAACAUGUAAGGACCUCGUCGGUUCGUAUCAGUGUCAAUGUACCAAGGGUUUCCAAGGUCAGAACUGCGAGCUCAAUGUCGACGAUUGCCAACCGAAUCCCUGCCAGAACGGCGGCACCUGUCACGAUCUGAUCAACAACUUCAGUUGCUCCUGCCCGCCUGGCACUCUCGGCUUCAUAUGUGAGAUCAACGUCGAUGACUGCGUGAUAGGCGCCUGUCAUAACAACGGCACGUGUACCGACAAGGUGGGCGGUUUCGAGUGCAGGUGUCCGCCCGGUUUCGUCGGACCGAGAUGUGAGGGCGACAUCAAUGAGUGCCUGUCGAAUCCAUGCGCCUCACCCGGCACCCAGGAUUGCGUGCAACUAGUCAACAACUAUCACUGCAACUGUAAGCCCGGCUAUAUGGGUCGUCACUGCGAGAUCAAGGUGAAUUUCUGCGACAGCUCGCCGUGCCAGAACGGCGGCGUGUGUACGGCUAAGCAAGAUAGGCACACGUGCAUCUGUCCUAGCGAUUAUCAUGGUACGAAUUGCGAGUUCGCCGGCUCCUACUGCGAUGCCGAGCCGUGUCAGAACGGUGGUACGUGUCGCGUCACCGGAACCGGCUAUCGAUGCUACUGCACGCCAGGUACGACGGGCGCGCACUGCGAGUUCGACGCCCGGGACGAAUGCAAAAGCAACCCGUGUCAACAAGAUGCCCCUUGCGUCAACAAGAUCGAUGACUACGCCUGCGAUUGUCCCCCCAAAUGGAUUGGCAAGAACUGCGAGAUCUACGAUCCGAAUUAUCCUGGUGGCGUGUUCGGUGUUCGAUCGAAUGUCAAUGUUCCGAAAAUCUCGAACACUUACGAUUACAAUACAGAGCGCGAGCGCAGAAAGUGUAUCGAGAACCGCUGCGAGGAGAAGGCCGGCAAUAAUCACUGUGACGAGGAAUGCAACAAGCACGCGUGCAACUUUGACGGGCAGGAUUGCUCGCUCGGUAUCAAUCCGUGGCGUAAUUGUUCAGCGCCCAUCAGAUGCUGGGAUGUAUUUAUGAACGGCGUAUGCGACGAAGUCUGCAACAACCCGCAGUGCCUCUUCGAUGGCAGAGACUGCGAGCGAAAAGUCGCCCCUUGCAAUCCGGUUUACGACGCGUACUGUAAAAAACAUUACGCCAACGGUCAUUGCGAUUAUGGCUGCAACAAUGAGGAAUGUAACUGGGACGGCCUCGACUGCGACAGAGAGCCACCGUCUUUGGCUAAAGGUGCUAUGUCCAUUGUCCUGGGGAUGGACAUGCAGACCUUCCGCUCGAACGUCGUGACCUUUCUGCGGGAACUCGGCAACGAACUAAGAACGACGACACGCGUGAAGCAAGAUGAACUCGGCAACGACAUGAUCUAUCCUUGGAAACCCGAGAGAGACCCCAACGUUCACACUAGCAUAUUUGGCCGGCCGACGAUGAUCCAUACUAAUAAUCAAAACGGUGUGAUCAUCUACCUGGAGAUUGAUAACCGCAAAUGCAUCCCAACUUCCUCGGUGACGUCGACGUUGAGUAUUUCCCGUCGGGACGCCACAGGAUGCUUUCCAUCGGCCACUGAGGCGGCCGAGUAUUUGGCCGCCACAGCGUCGAAGCAUACGCUGUUGCGAAACUUCCCUAUCGAGCAGGUGCGAGGUGUCGUGGAUCCUCAGAGUCCGGAGUAUCCCGACAGUCCAACAAAUUACAAGUAUGUUUUUAUCGGCGUGGUUAUCGUAGUACUUGGCGGUCUACUGAUGGGCGUGCUGGUGACCGCGCAACGGAAACGCGCCGUAGGAGUCACGUGGUUCCCUGAGGGCUUUUUGAGAACCAGCAGCGGCAGCGGUCAACGGCGCCGCUCGCGUAGGCGCGGUCCGGACGGUCAGGAGAUGCGUAAUCUGAACAAGCAACCAUCAGUGAAUUGCAUGGACCUAGACGUAGUGACUGGUCGGGUGCAAUCUCAGUGGUCUGACGACGAAUCCGAUUUGCCGCCGUCGAAACGGAUGCGCGCGAUCGAGCCGGGUUACGCGAGCGAUCACACCGCUAUCACAGACUAUGAGGAAACCGAGCCGCGCAUGUGGACGCAGCAACAUCUCGACGCGGCCGAGAUUUGUCGACCGGAUGCUGGUGGUGUGCUGACGCCGCCUAGCCUGGAACACGGCCAGGACGUGAACGCGCGCGGUCCAUGCGGCAUGACGCCGCUGAUGGUAGCGGCGGUGCGCGGCGGUGGCCUCGACACUGGCGAGGAAGAGGACGAGAACGACGGCGCCGCAGCGAAGAUCGCCGAUUUGGUCGCCCAGGGUGCCGACUUGAACGCCAAGACAACGGACAAAAGCGGCGAGACGUCGCUGCAUCUGGCCGCGCGUUAUGCCCGGUCCGACGCGACCAAAAGACUCCUAGAUGCCGGCGCUGACGCGAAUUCACAGGAUAACACCGGCCGUACGCCACUACAUUCAGCCGUCGCAGCCGACGCCAUGGGCGUCUUUCAAAUCCUGCUGCGGAAUCGGGCGACGAAUCUGAAUGCUCGUAUGCACGACGGCACGACGCCAUUGAUACUAGCGGCGCGUCUAGCCACCGAGGGCAUGGUCGAAGAUCUCAUCAACGCCGACGCCGACAUUAACGCCGCCGACAACAGCGGCAAGACCGCGUUGCAUUGGGCGGCCGCGGUCAACAACGUCGAUGCCGUCAACAUACUAUUGGUACAUGGCGCGAACAGAGAUGCUCAAGAUGACAAGGACGAAACCCCGUUGUUCCUCGCCGCCCGCGAGGGCAGCUUCGAGGCAUGCAAAGCGCUGUUGGACACGUUCGCCAACAGAGAAAUUACCGAUCACAUGGAUCGGUUACCGCGCGAUGUCGCCAGCGAAAGACUACAUCACGAUAUCGUCAGACUACUUGACGAACACGUGCCGAGAUCGCCGCAGAUGGUCACAGUCAUUCCGAAUGGUCCUCUCAUGGGCUCUCCAAAUCAUCCACAAUUAAUCACGCAUCCCACAGUAAUCGGCUCGGCGCCGAAGCAGACGAAGUCAAAGAAGCGGCCAAAAGCGGGCGGUGCGGGAAACCCAAACAGUCCGGAAUCGGAGGGCGGCGUGGUGGUGAUGGUGAGGCGAAAACCGUCGGUGAAGAAGCCGCCGGCCAAGCGUGGAGCUCAGCCCCCAAACCAGGAGAUCCCGCAAGGAGCGGAAGGCGCCGAUGGCAACUUGCCAACGAGCCCGUACGAUAGCGCAAGCCUCUACAGCAACGCAUUACCCCUAGUGGCUCAUACGGCAACGGCGAAACAGCCGCCGCCAUACGAGGAUUGCAUCAAGGGCCAGUCGAUGCAAGGCCUGCAACAACUCGGCCUGGACACCUUCGCGACCAAUUACGGGCUGCCGUUUCACGACCAGCUCCUAGCACCGCAUCAGCGGCAGCAACAGGGGAUGGUGAACACACUAUCGCCGCCGUACAGCAAUCAAUCGCCGCCACAUUCGGUGCAAUCAAACAUGACCCUCUCCCCGCAAGCGAGCUACAUGGGCUCGCCAUCGCCGGCGAAAAGUCGGCCGUCGUUACCCACCUCGCCCACCCACAUCGCCGCCAUGAGGCAGGCGACGCAUCAGAAGCAUGGCAGCAUGCCGCCAGUGGGAUUUGAUUUCGAUAAUCUGCCAUACACCUCGAGUCAGGCGCAACAGCAGCAGCAGCAACAGCAACAACAGCAGCAGCAGCAACAGAUGCAGCAGACGCAGCAACAGGUCCAGCAGCAACCGCAGCAACAGCAACAGCCGCAGCAACAGCAGCAAAGUACGCAGCAACAGCAGCAGACGCAACAAUACUACCAGUAUUUGACGCCGCCGUCUCACCAUUCCGGACCCGAUGUCACGCCGCAACAUCUCAUGCAGGCACCCGAGAGCUUUCCGACGCCAUCGCCAGACAGUCCGGGCCACUGGUCCUCAAGCUCACCCCAUUCAAACAGCGAUUGGUCCGAGUGCAUAGCAUCACCCACGAACGCCUACGGCGCCGGAGGCGGCGCUCACCAAAGCAACAAGGGUUCCGAGGCGAUCUACAUAUGAGACUGGUGUAACGGUGCUCUCUUCCUCGUGCGAGUAAAUCGUAAAUCGUGAAAGAGAAGAGAAAAGAGAUAGGUGUACGAACUGUGAUCAGCUCGUCGCGAGUUCGAGCGUCUCUAUAAGUGUCGAAAAUGGACGACUAAUAUAUGAUAAUGAAGGGCUCUUUCGCCGUAAUUAAAUUAUAGUGGCAAGAAGGUAUUUUUAUUUUUGUUUGUUUGUGUGUGUGUCAGAAGAGCUACCACGGUGCUCACGCGCCGCGAUUAUUAUGGGUCUGUUCUUUACAGCUGAACUGGCUGCACUAGUUCAGAGUUUAUCUUUUUCUUUUCACAUUGGAAGAAGAAAGAUAAGCUCUAAACUAAUCCAGCCAGUUCAGCUAUAAAAAACAGAUCCUAUGUAUAUUUGUGCGUAUCAAUGUUAAGUUGAAUAAAUAAUUAUUCACGGAUAAUAUAAUUACGAAUAUGUAUUCGUCAUUAUAUAUUUAUAUUGUUUAUCAAUGAUUAUUAAUUGAUUAUUAAUCAAGUUCCGGAAUAUAUUUUUUGCUCAACAUUGAUGCGUAUAAAUAUAAAUAAAUAUAUAUAUAUAUAUAUGUGUAUUGCGUAUGAUGGAGGGAUGGAAGAUUUACGAUCAAAGAUAUUACAUGACAUACUCAAAUUGUAAAACCGAUUGUGCCUCUCUAAUACGAUGCGACGUUUUAGGAAAAUUGCGACCGAAGAAUCGCGACUUAUGAAAAAUAGCCGAUAUAUUUUUGAUAUCUAUCGAUUUUUAUUAUGUCGCGACGUCAUACACAGCUCAAUGAAUAAACAGUGCCUUCGACUUGCCAGUGUGAAGGUUCCCGAUGGACAAAAAUUUAUAUAAGGGAGCGAGACUUUACUACUCUAACGCACAAUAAUUGUAUAUACUACAAUAGAUUUAUCGUUCGCCGCUGUGUCUGUUAUUCCACGGAAAGGACUACAUAGUAUGCAAUAUUCUAUUUAGUUCCUAAUAUACACAGUGCGCAUCUUAUACACGAAGAAAUUUGUAUUGAAUCGGUCUUUGAUUUUUUUUUUCCCUUUUUAUUAUACUUUUUGAUAGACCGAUCUUUUUAGACUUCGAACGGUAGGAUAAUGGCUGAUAACACGUGAGCGCGAAAUGAGAAUUGUGCCUUCGAGUUCCAUAGAGUAUAAGACACGCAGGUUCUAUAGAUGAAUCUAUUAUUAAAUUAUGUAGAGAAGAAACGCAGCGUUUCCAAAUGGCCUCUAAGCGGAUCGAAUGUUUAUAACUGGUUGAUGUAUUAGAGAUGCCAAUUUUUUUUUUUUUUUUUUUAUUAACGACAUGUAAUGUAAUGUAACGUAAUAUAAUGUAAUGUAAGGCGAAGAGAAACGACGGCAGGACAUCUAUUAUGUGUACGGUCGACGGGAGCUUCAGAGAAUUCGUCCUUUCAGCUCGCAUCGUUCCAUACAUAGACAUUCCAUUGCGUAUGGCGCGCCAACAUCCUUCACCUCCCUUCGAUCCUUCCCCCUCGCGCUAUUAUGUUCGCCGGGAAAUCAUUUACUAACAAAGCUAGGGUAAUCGUUAACGUUAAUCUCUAAGUAUCGAUCGCCUUUAAAUUAAGUACUCGGCGCGGAGCGGUAGGACAGUUCUCUGGUCUCUUCUCUGCCAAAGCCAAAACAGCAUUUUUAAUGUAAUAAUACGAUCACGGCGCGUACAGAUGGUAAUGAGUAAUAGCGACGCAUUAUUUUGUAGAAAUUGUUUGUGUAUGUGUGAGAAAAAGAGAGAGAACUUAUGUACGUAUGUAUAUGUAUGUGAGAGAGAGAGGAGAGAAUUAAUUAUUGUUGCGGGAUGAAAUAAGUUCAUGCGCGCGCUUUUGCAAUAUAUGAGCCAGUGAGAUGCAUCUUCGUACGUUAUGCGAAGACCGCUACUGGUAUCAUCGGUACGAUCUGUUUGUAGUAUCGUCGAAGCUCUGUUUUAAUCUUGUAUCGAAAGAUGAAAAUGUAAAAUGUAAAUACUCUUUUAUUCUAUCCGCUCAUAUCUUUUACGUACUCUGUUUAAGUACUUUUAUAUAAUUGUCUUUUCUCUCCUGAAUUUUUGUACAAACACCCCGUUUUUACAUAUUUUUUAUAUAUUAUGUAAGUUUAUCUAU